Molecule: messenger RNA, 1038 nt
Organism: Solanum verrucosum
Lineage: Eukaryota; Viridiplantae; Streptophyta; Magnoliopsida; Solanales; Solanaceae
Exons: 2
Coding region: 1-1038 (345 amino acids)
Source: RefSeq, a predicted model, not a curated record
AUGGAUGAAUAUAAUUUCAAAAUAAGGGAUGAGGAAUUCAAAAGGAGGAAAGAGUUAGAAACAGAAAAGCAAAGCAGAGGUAAAAUUGAACAUGGUCAACAAGAAAAUGAUAGUAAACAAACCAAGACAAAGGAACAGGAGGAACAACAACAACAAAACAGCAAGGAAAGGGACAAUCAACAUCAACAUGUGCAGCAAAAGGAAGAGGAAUGGCAAGUACAACAGCAAGCACACUCAGGGGCAAGAAAGCUGAUUAAUAUUGAAAAUAACAAGGAAAAACAACAAGUGGAAGCAGGAAUUACAGAUAAACAGAACAAAGGAGCCAUGGCCAAAGAUAUGGGAGCCAAAACAAGCACUAGCAUCCAAGGAAACACUCCCAAAAGCAAGAACAAACCUAGUAAGAAAAAGAGAGAGGAUGCAAGAAAGAGACAGAGCAUACAACAUGACAAUGAUCACAAGGGGGAACAACAAAAAGAAGGGGAAGUUUGCAAGAAGUUUAUUAUGGUUGAUGAGCAGUUGGGCAUGGAUAUCACUCCUCUACAAACCCAAUAUAUGAAUCCUCCACCUACUGUCUCUCCAGAUGGUAGGUCUGAAAAGUGUCAAAUGAAUAAAGGUCCUAUAAUUGAUGAAUAUGUUUUUGUUAACUUAGAGGAUAAACAUAAUGUGGAUAAUCAGUCCCUCAAAGAUCUUGAUGACGAUGAUGAGACUAGUGAGAUAAUUAUUAGAGCUUUUAGUCCUCAUCCGGAAAGAAAAACCUUGCAGACGAAAUUCAGCAGGUGGCUAAUAGUCAGGGAUUAUCCCCUAGAGGAUUACACCAUGAUAGAUUCAAAUUCAAGACUCAGGAUAUCAACACUGUCACUGCUGGCAAACCAAACACUAGGCUGUUUACUUCCCGAUCAUCUCAAUGACGAGUACAAUUAUUUGGAAUGUGAGGGGGAUGAACACCCAAGGUGUAAUCGAAAGACUAAAAAUGCUCAACAAGAUGCAUCAACUCUUUAUCAUUGCCAUCAUGGAACCUUUCUUAGACAUUACUCAUAG